This is a messenger RNA of Lathyrus oleraceus (garden pea), 702 nucleotides long. RefSeq lists its product as uncharacterized. The record is from RefSeq and is a predicted model, not a curated record. The transcript is spliced from 2 exons. The coding region runs from base 1 to 702 and encodes 233 amino acids. Gene Ontology annotation, molecular function: nucleic acid binding; zinc ion binding. NCBI's taxonomy places the organism in Eukaryota, Viridiplantae, Streptophyta, Magnoliopsida, Fabales, Fabaceae.
AUGGUUGUUGCUAACGCUGCUAAUGUUGUUAAUAAUAAUGAUAUAGAUCAUUACAGUGCAAAACCGCCUAUUUUUGAUGGUGAGAAAUUUGACUACUGGAAAGACAGAAUAGAAAGUUUAUUUCUUGGUUAUGAUGUUGAUCUCUGGGAUCUCGUAGUCGAUGGCUAUGAUCACCCAGUAAAUACUGAAGGAAAUAAUUUAGCAAGAAGUGUUAUGUCUAACCAACAGAAGAAAGACUUCAAAAAUCAUCAUAAGAAGCAAGCUUCUGGAAAAGAAGUUAUCUGUCUCGAGUGCAAAGAGCCAGGUCACUACAAAAAUGAUUGUCCUAAGCUGAAGAAGGACAGAAGGCCUAAGAAUAACUUCUCUAAAACCAAGAAGGGGCUUAUGGCUACCUGGGAUGACUCGGAAUCUAAAGGAGAAGAUUCUGACGAAGAAAAAACCAAUGUUGCACUGAUGGCAACUACUGAGGAUCGCAUAAGCUCUGAGGAACCAUAUGACAAGGUAUCAUCAGAAUCAAAAUCCGACUCUGAUUCUGAAGAGGUAUUCUCUAACCUAUCUCGUUAUGAUAUUGAAAUUUGUCUCUCUAAAAUCCUGGAAAAGUACCAGAGUCUUGAGAGUAAAUUCAAGGACCUUAAACAAGUCCAAGUAACUGCUUCUGAAACUCAAAAAGAGCUUGAAAAAGAUAUUUCCUCUCUAAAUUAA